GAGAAAAUAAAGAAAAAGGGGAUCUCAUGUUCACAGGGUCUCUAUUUCUUCAUGUGAUUUUGGAUUAGUUAAAUCGAAUUAUUCUUUCAGGUUGCAAUAGAGAAACUUUUUUCCAACGACCCACAUUUUGACUUUUGUGAGAAUUAAAACGUUUUGCACCUUCUUUUCUCUUUCAUUCCCAAGUUUUCUUCAUAUUUUUUCCUAAAGUGAUUGAUCUGAGAUUCAAAGCCUUUCUAUUCUUGACGACUUAUUCUUCUACAUAAAAAUAUCUUGCUUAUUCCUUUUUGGAAGAGGAAGAGCGGCAGCAUUUUGUGAAUCAGAACAGCUUGUAAUAUGCAAGGAACUGGUCGAUGAUGUUGGACCUAAUUGACUACUUUUCAUUUGACUUCCUCUCGUGAGAGGAGUUGGCUAACAUGUUUCCCACUAAUAGCUCUAGUAAUGGGCAGAAAGAUGUAAGAGUUCAGGGACAAAGCUCUAAUUUGUCAAGCAGUUGCAGGCAUGAUUUUGGGAUGACUUCUCUACCAAAAAAUUUGAUGGGAAAUGACACCAUCAACGACUCUCAGGAUCAUGAAGCUAUGGAGCUAUAUUCACGUGCUAAAGCAAAACAGGAAGAAAUUCUAUAUCUUCGGGAACAGAUUGCUCUUGCUAGUGUUCGGGAAUCGCAGCUCUUGAAUGAGAAGUAUGGACUUGAGAAGAAAUUUUCUGAACUACGCAUGGCGCUAGAUGAGAAGCAAAGUGAAGCUAUAAUGUCUGCCUCAAACGAACUGGCCCGCAGGAAAGGUGAUCUUGAAGAAAAUUUAAGACUGGUGAACGAGUUAAAGGAUACAGAGAAUGACAGAUAUAUUUUUAUGUCAUCCAUGCUUGGAUUAUUGGCUGAAUAUGGCAUCUUUCCUCGUGUGGCUAAUGCCUCUAGUCUGACCAACAAUGUGAAGCACUUACACGAUCAACUGGAGAUGAAGAUCAGAACUUCACAUGCAAAAAUUGCACAAUUAAAUUCCAUGGUGACACAUCAUGCUAGAGGUGGAUCUUUUGAUACGGAAUCACCUCAUUCUAGUUCUAUAAACAAUCAACUUCCAAGUGGUUCUAUGGGUAUGGCUGAAUAUCCAUCCUUUAAACAGUACAUUGAUGGAAAACAUGAUGAAGCAGUUGAUGCCAGAUCAAGAGAUGUGCAAGCCAGUCUACAUUUACGAGCUGAAAGCUUGCAGCUCAAUCAUGAGAUGCAUCAGCAAGCAAAUAUUGGAAGUCAUUUCGAAAUCUCAUCCAAUAUUGAUAGGUCAGGCUGCAAAAUUGACGAACUUUUUAUGUUGGCUUAGUGUUGCCUUCCAUGUCCCAAUUUAUGUGGAAAUUCUUUUUGCUAUGUAUGAACUAAAAUCAUAUAAAUUAAGAAACACAGAAACAAUGGUCUUUCCAACUUAUUUCUGGAAUUUCUGUAAAUUACUCAAAGGUGACAUAUUUCAAUAACGUAUCAUAAGAUAUCUGAAUCUGCUAAUUUACUUCUUUUCAACAUCCUUAAGUUAAAGAUGGAUGCUUUUUUAAUACGAAGGAAAAUAUAUAUCAGCUGCAGUCAUAAUUAUGCUUUAACUUGUUUACCUUUAGGGAGAUGUAUUUGUUGUACCGGUUUGAGGUGAUAGUCCUGCUUACAUUCUCAGUGUCAAAAGGUAAGAGGACAGAAUGUCAUGCCCUGAGUGAGAUCCAUGAUAAGGCCUGGGGAUGCAGGACUAGUAGAUGUAGACUUGCAACUGAACUAGGCGGUAACAGCUUGUUAUCUGGUUUAUUCAUUUAGCUGUCUUCCAAUCUGGAAGGAUGGGUCUUCAUACUUGGAGAAGCUAAACUCUAAAAUUUGUAUUCCGUUCGAGAUACUUCAGUCUCUGUCUCUAUACUUUGUAUCCUUUUGAGAUACUUCAGUCUCUGUCUUAGCGUGUACUAUAAAAAUCAUGGGCUAAUUAGAAAAAUAAGAUGUUGCAGAGGAUUUGAAUUCAUGGCCUCAAGUUUAUGAGCCUUGCGCAGUACCAAACUGUCUACUCUGCGCCAAAGAUAAGAGCUGAAAACUAAUAGAUAAACAAGGACUACACAAAAAUGAAGCCACAAAAGUCCAUCAUCUUUGGUAAUCAUGGUCUACAUUCAUUUACAAGGACAAGGGUAUCUGCUUUUACUUGAGUAAAUGGUCCUUCUAAUGCGCAAUACCUCUGCAGUAUCAUAGACCUGUCUUUCAAGAUACCAUCUUGAAGACCAAAAGAGAGGUUCUGCCAUAAGGAGGAUAUAUUAGCCUAAGUUGAGCGGACUCUUCAUUUUUUAUGUCGAACCCGUCUCGACAAGUCAAUACGUUUGGGUCAACCAACUUGAAUACUUUGACCGGAGUCCAUGGACAAAUUUGGAGGAAUAAUUGAGAUUUUGAUUUCUCGAAAUAAUAGAUAAUACAGAUUUAGGACAUGGGAAAUGGCAUACCUUCAAUAUACAUAAUAAGUUUUUCUACAAUAUAAUGUUAAGUUUUGCAAUUUAAGACAUGGAGAAUGAAAGAUUGAAUUCUACAAUAUACAUGUAAGUUUGUCACAAAAGCUCUCUCAAAAUUUAGAAUAUCUUUAUAGCUCUACUUUUUAUAAUUUUGAAUUUUCCUAGCCGAAUCCUAGCAUCCGUAUCCAUACCUGGAUCUGCACCCCCGAAUCUUAAAAUUUAGAUUUUGCCAAAUCCGACUCUCAGAUCCGUCCUCGUAUCAGAUAUCCGCACCUACGUCUGAGCAACUUAGAUAUUAGUUAUGAUUUGUAUAUGUCUCCAUGUAGGUCCUCCUCUACUUCCGUUUGGGACAAACAUUAAAUUCAAAUUUCCAAAAACUCUAUAUCUUCUUCUCUACCAAAAGGGACCAGCUUAACAAUAACUUUUAACUGUUCUAUGCAUAUCUAAUUAAUAUCGCUCAUAGCAAAGCGACUAGGGUGCAACAACUCUUUUUCUGCCACAUGGCUGCAUGAGAUGGUUAAAAGUUUUAUCUGCAUAUGAGUGCAUUAAAGAGCUAUCUUAGUUAGUUUUCCCGCUCAUCCUCAGAUCAUCUCCAACAAGGAAAACCUCCCUAUUGUUCCAAGUAAAAAAGCUGCUAAUAAGCACUUUUUUUUGUUAAAACGUCUGAGAUGUUCUUAAAGCUAUUUACAAAUAAUAUAAAUUUAAAAGUAUUUUUACAUAAAAAGAGCGAAUGAUGGUAAUAGAAUAAAGAGAUAAUUAAAAGUUAAAUUUUAGGAAAUAUUUCAGAGAUCAUAAAGUGUUAGCGGAAACGUAAAAGAAAGAACACAAGAUUUAACGCGGUUCGGAUCAAAAUAAUCCUA
This is a messenger RNA of Nicotiana tabacum (common tobacco), 3311 nucleotides long. Lineage: Eukaryota; Viridiplantae; Streptophyta; Magnoliopsida; Solanales; Solanaceae. The record is from RefSeq and is a predicted model, not a curated record.